Molecule: messenger RNA, 885 nt
Organism: Cyclospora cayetanensis
Lineage: Eukaryota; Apicomplexa; Conoidasida; Eucoccidiorida; Eimeriidae
Product: cell division control protein 2 homolog
Exons: 8
Coding region: 1-885 (294 amino acids)
Biological process (GO): protein phosphorylation
Cellular component (GO): cytoplasm; nucleus
Molecular function (GO): cyclin-dependent protein serine/threonine kinase activity; ATP binding
Source: RefSeq, a predicted model, not a curated record
AUGGAUCGCUACAAGAAGCUUGACAAGAUAGGCGAGGGAACCUACGGCGUGGUCUACAAAGCGCAAGAUGCCAAUGGCAAUCUCUGUGCCUUAAAGAAGAUCCGGUUGGAGGCAGAAGACGAGGGGAUUCCAUCGACAGCCAUACGCGAGAUUUCCCUGCUUAAGGAGCUCCACCAUCCCAAUAUCGUUCGACUAAUGGAUGUCGUCCACACCGACAAACGCUUAACCCUCGUGUUUGAAUAUCUUGAGCAGGAUCUCAAGGAAGUUCUCGAUGCAUGCCGCCCCGCUGGAUUGGAGCCACAAGUCGUCAAAUCAUUUUUGUACCAACUCUUGAAGGGCAUCGCUUACUGUCACCAACACAGAGUUUUGCAUCGAGAUCUCAAGCCCCAAAAUCUGUUGAUCAGCAGAGGCGGAACUCUCAAACUCGCAGACUUUGGCCUCGCCAGAGCAUUUGGCAUCCCAGUUCGAUCAUACACUCACGAAGUUGUAACUCUGUGGUACCGGGCUCCUGACGUUCUGAUGGGCAGCAACACUUACUCUACGCCUGUCGAUAUUUGGAGUAUAGGAUGCAUCUUCGCGGAGAUGGUGAACGGGCGACCCCUGUUUCCAGGCUCGAAUAACGAAGACCAGCUCCAGCGAAUCUUCAAGGUUUUAGGGACGCCUGCUCCAACUGAAAGCCUCACGGGUUUGCCGCAGUGGCGCAAUAACUUCAAGUAUUACCCACCGUUGAAGUGGAAAUACAUCGCCCCCGGCCUGAGCGACUGCGGGUUGGAUUUGCUUUCCAAAAUGUUAGUCUUUGAGGCGUCCGAGAGGAUUUCGGCGAAGAAAGCCAUGCAGCAUCCGUAUUUUGAUGACUUGGAUCCUGCUCUCCGGGAUACGAACUAA